Messenger RNA from Tilletiaria anomala UBC 951, 892 nucleotides. Its product is annotated as DUF1748-domain-containing protein. The transcript is spliced from 2 exons. Lineage: Eukaryota; Fungi; Basidiomycota; Exobasidiomycetes; Georgefischeriales; Tilletiariaceae. The coding region runs from base 266 to 520 and encodes 84 amino acids. The record is from RefSeq and is a predicted model, not a curated record. Gene Ontology annotation, cellular component: cytoplasm.
CUGAUUCUAGCCAAAAAGGGUCAUAGGCGGCACAUUGGGCAAACAAAGUCUCUCCUCAGCGUCGCUCUCUCUCAUAAAACUCUUCAAACUGCAGAUUGAGCUGCUCUUUGUGCCCAUCAAGCCCAGUGCUCGUUGAGUGCAUAACCCCGUCCGUGUGACCCAUGACAAGCAGCACUUGCCAGAGCAGGGUCUGUUCAAGCCUAGUGAAGCCUUCAGUCGCACGUUACCACUGAGAGUCCAAGCACGAAGAGGCGAGCUCGCGACGAUGUUGGGUCGACUGAUGCACUACGGGAUCGACGCGCUGCUGAUCGCGUCGGUGGCAGCGGGCAUCAAGCGCUCCACAGGUCUGCAACCGGACCUUUCGCAAAUCAGCGACCCGACGGCGAAGGGAAUCGCAGAAAAGUACUUUGGCCUGGGCGAAUUGGUCUUCGAUAGCAGCAUCGCAGCGGCACGCGCGAGCCGGUACUUUGUCCGGAGCUAUGUGGGGACGACAGCCGCUGGGGUGGGGCCGCAGGCAUGAAUUGGCUCGGGAGCACGGGACCAGUUUCCUUGGUUAAGGAGUCGAUCGGGCGGUAGCUGCGCUGAUCUCGUGCACCACACGAUCUGCGCGAUCCUGUCGCUCUGGAGGCUACGCCGCCAUAGAUGCAAGCUUAGCGGCAAGGCUACAUGCUCCGUCGUAUCCUCGGCCCCCCGCCGCAAGAGAUGUCGGUCAAUUCCCGAGCGAAGCCGGCGACGACAACCCAUCGUUCUCUCUAGACCCAUUAGACCUCAUCACCAUAAAGGCACAGCACCGUCCUACUACAUUUUCAACCCCGUCUCGACUCCUUUCCCUGAUUUCUGCAAAAGGCAUGAAAUGUACUGUAGAAUGUACCGUAUCUCUUCACCAUUCAGC